Molecule: messenger RNA, 1059 nt
Organism: Athalia rosae (coleseed sawfly)
Lineage: Eukaryota; Metazoa; Arthropoda; Insecta; Hymenoptera; Athaliidae
Product: histone H4
Exons: 2
Coding region: 40-351 (103 amino acids)
Biological process (GO): nucleosome assembly
Cellular component (GO): nucleosome
Molecular function (GO): protein heterodimerization activity; structural constituent of chromatin; DNA binding
Source: RefSeq, a predicted model, not a curated record
UGCAUACAGUAUUAAACUUAAUCUCCAAAAUUUUACAACAUGACUGGUCGCGGUAAGGGAGGAAAGGGAUUGGGAAAAGGAGGAGCAAAGCGGCACAGAAAGGUGUUGCGUGAUAACAUCCAGGGAAUAACGAAGCCGGCCAUUCGCCGUCUGGCUCGCCGUGGCGGAGUCAAACGUAUUUCCGGAUUAAUUUACGAAGAAACUCGCGGUGUGCUGAAGGUGUUUCUCGAAAACGUCAUCAGGGACGCUGUCACCUACACCGAACACGCCAAGAGGAAGACCGUUACUGCUAUGGACGUCGUCUACGCCCUGAAGCGUCAAGGCCGCACCCUGUACGGAUUCGGAGGUUAAAUGACCUAUUUUUGAACAGCAGCAGCAACAACACCAGCAGCGACAACAACAACAACAACAACAGCAACAACAAUCAAUCGGCCCUUUUCAGGGCCACCAAUGAAUUUAUGCAAUAGAUCGAAAUUGUCGCUACUCACGUCAAGUUAAUGCAUGCUUUAUUUCUGACAGUUAUGAUGGAGUUCGCACAUACGUACCAGCUUUCCCUUGCCUUGCAACUUGCAACAGCUGCUAAUGUAUAAGUCACUCCAAUCUUCUAUACGAAUAUGCCCUAUGAGCCACCAAACUUCUCGUACUAGCAUUCAUGUCAACCGAUAUAUUUCGAAGCGCUUAACACGAUGGCAUCAACAAAAUUAACUCUCAAAUCGCAGAUUUCUUAAGUAUUGUCCAUUUCGAGUCGUUUCAAUCGAUUUUUCAUCACAUUUAGCUAAAUAUUAUUUCCAAGGUGUUAUGCUAGAUUUUGAUGAACUCAACGCCAUUAUUGUUAGCCUAAUGUUUUUAUAACCCUCGAAUUUAAUGACAAAAUAUUUUAAUUUAUCAUAACAUGAUAUUCACGUUGUGUCGGUCAUAUGCGUACUUGUAUCCUGAGUUUUUCUAACGAGAUUUUUAGCACUUGCAUAUUCGUAAAUAGACUAACAAAGUCAUAUUCUAGCAUAUCAACUUCCCAAUACUAGAGGUCCAUGUACAAAAUAAAAAUUGAUUUGAUUCUUC